AUGAGAAAAGCCGAGGUGCAAAUGACCCUGAAAAAAGGGGCAGACGAAGCAAUGGCACCUCCGAGCCCUGUCAUCCCUCCCAAGCGGUCCAAAGCGAGCCUGGAGCAAGUUGUCCCAGAAUCUCGAGGACCUGGUCUUCCAACUCCAACUCCUCCUGUUUUUAUUCGCAAAAUGAGGAAUGCUGCCGUGGGGACGGGAUGCGACAUCCGCCUCAAAGUGACUGUGGCUGGAGACCCCCAGCCCUCCCUGUACUGGUACCACAAUGACGACCUCCUCAACAUGGAGAACCAGGAGUAUGGAGGACUCUGGAUUAGGGAUUGCAAACCGAGUGAUGCUGGACUCUACACCUGCAUCGCUAAUAAUCACCUGGGAGAGGCCCGGAGCAGCGCUGUACUCGCCGUCUUGGAUCUGGGUGAAGGUAAUCCUAAUUCAUACAUUAUAAAUGUAUCCUCCUGUGUAGUUUGGUCAUUUAAGAGUCAUUUUCAGCAUGAAUUAUCAUGUCUAAAUCAAACAGGAUAUGGAUGACAGUGUGCUCAAAAUAUUCAGAAACUUCUCCACAUCAUUUCCCAAUAACAUAAACGUUUUAUUUUACCAGCAUCCAUAAAAAUUACCCGCAAUACCACAGUUAUCCAAAAUGCAACCCCCCUGUCUAUCAGACUACAAUAAAUGACAUAAUUUAGGAUUCAUUUGAGUUAUCACAGGGCUAAAUAGUGCCAUCUUUCUUUGGCAAAGUAGCACAGAUAAUUAGCUUUUUGUUGUUACUGCUGCUUCUUAAUUGUUCUCAGAAUAAAAAGUCCUGCUUUAAAUACAGAUAAAGAAGUUAUUGUCGAGGUUUGGCACUUCUCCAAAAAGAAAGAGGAAACAAAAAAGAGAAAUUGGCAUGGCAUAAAUAAAUGGUUGGUGAUGGCUGUAAUUUCACUUCUCUUAGGGAAGAGUCUGUCUGCCUCACCCAGUUACACCUGUCUGAAGACUGACCCUCACAGGUGUUUAACGCUCAGGUGUGAUUGCAGCCUUGAUGAGUCGAGAUAGUCUCUUGUUAUCAACCUUUCUUCCAUUGUUUUAGUUUUUCCAAAGCCAAUUUCUUCUGAUUUUUACUCUACGACAUAUGAUGACAUUUUGGUCCUACAGUUACAGAAAUAUAAAUGAUUUGUUUCAUGAACACGAGAAGAAAUAUUCAGAUCUACUGCCAUGUGGGAGUCAGUCCAUGUACAUUAUAUUUAAUAUGUAACUGGCAGAGGAGACAAACUGGACUUGAUUUAAUCAUAGCUACACCGGUACAAUAUGUUUACCUAUGAAACAAAACAUUAAGACUCAUAAUUAACACACUAGAAUAAACGCAAAUCAUUGUCUCUUAUAUAUUUUUUAAUCGUUAGAUGUCUCAGAUGAAGUUGUUCCAUAAAUAACACAAAUUUUAAACUGUCAUCAAAGCUCUCAUAUGCAAAUCAUCACAUACAAAUCAUUAUAUUUUAUUAUUCUGCGUGUUUAAACAGCAUUUCAUCACCAGUAUUACAGAGAAGAACUUUUCUGUGUCGACUCUCAGCUCGUAUCUCUAUUUUACGAAUAACUUAGUCAAAAGGUUAUUGCAAAGUAACUACGGAUGAAGCAUCUCUGCACGUCUGAAGUGAUGUGUAUUUAUAUUUUACAGACACAGAGGGCUCAUUAGAUAGUUUAAAACACUCAUAUUCAGCUCAGUUCUAGUUUUAUUUCAGUUCUCGGGGUCGAUUAUCUUGAUACCUUUUAUGUAUUGUGCUCUAAACUGCAGUUUCUUUGUUUAUUCUUGUAUUAAUGGCAGCAUGGGGGUGUUGCUGUUUGAAACGAGCAUGUAAGGAGAACUUGAUUAGACUUCCACAAAGCUUGCAAGAAACCGUGGAGAUGAAAAGUCCUUUGACAGAUUAGCUAGAGGGAGCUUUUGAAGUGUGUUUCAGUCCUAUUCCUCACUGUCUAAGCAGGGAUGCUCUGAAGGCCGACGCCUGUUAACAGCUCUGCCAUCUGAUCAUUAAAACCUGUUUUUAUUCAUUGUGCGGUCUCCAGCGCUGAUCUAAAUUCAGCUCACCUGAGUGCUUUGACCACCUCAGCGGCUGUGAAAAAUGACAUUACCAUCGCUACAAAUAUGCCCUUCAUAUAUCAGCUGGAGUAGUCUGUCAUUCUUUGGCAGAGCUCUGCGUGAGCGUGUAGCGGAAACUCACUCUUCAAUUUAGAUCUGGCUUUUCCUGCUGAGAGAGCACAUCGGGCACGCAUUUGCAUGAACAAAAAUGUCAAAUCUCAUCACCGCUGAACACAGUUCAAUCAGCGGAGCAAUCAGUUUUGAAGUUUUGGCGAAUGAUAGCUUUCUCUGGUGAUGUAGCAUAAAGCCGGGAGUGCUUACAUAACAUUCCCUGCUGAUUUACAGAAAUGAGACGCUGCUCUGUGCAAGCUCAAGACAAAAACUGGGAACUAAAGGAGCAGUGAUGUCUGCAGCUAAGGCAUCGUAAUCAUAGGAGUCCUUUAAGUUUGGGCUGCAUUAUGUUUAAAUGUUAUUAUGCUGAGUUAAUAUGAGUCCAGAUAAAACGUGUCUUUAAAUUUUAGUGCUCAGAAUAUAACAUUAUGGCGCAGUCUGCUCCUUUCCAGAAGAUAAGCUGUUAAAAAAACAUAGUUGGGUUUCUAGUUCACCUCCUCCCUAUAAAAAAAGCGAUUAACCACCUCCUCUGAAAGUAAUUGUUUUCUACAUAAUACGGGUCAGCAGGAUUGACUUUGCUGUGUAUCUAUUAAAAGUUGAUGUAAUUAGAAAAGUCACAUAUGAACUCUACAAUACGGAUACAGUUGUUACACCAUUUUCCUUUUCAAGUACGAGGCGUUUAUGAUUCAGUUUAGAUCCGGGCUUUUGUAAACUUUAAUUGGUGAUUUUAUCUGCAGCUUUAUGGUUACGCUGUCAAACUUAUACGGUCUUUUCAGCGUUCAGAGAUUUCACAGGGGAGCCGUGGUGUUCGGAAAUAAAGUACGACAGUGGGAGAAGAUGAAAGUGCUGUUUUAUUACACCCUUGUGUGAUACAGUAUGAAGGCAGUCGUCGUGAUAGCCUGGAUCACAGGGGACGUCUUUAAAAGAGAGGUUUUAUGUGACAGUCGUAUAGAUUCACGCAUGGUUUAGUUUUGUGGCUUUUAGUAUCGUGUUUUAAAUCUUGUGUUUCUGUUGCCAUAGACGAUCUUGAUAUCUGAACCUGUUGUGGAUUCUCUGUGCUAAUCACAAUCCCUGCAGCUUCCCUGAAAAACCUUGAAACAAAGUUCGGGAACAACAUCUUGAUUCAGGAGUGUUUCUUUGAUUCUCCAUUUUAACCUUCAGUUCGAUUCAGCUCUCUGCUGCUUUGCCAUGUGCGUAGUCUACAGCUGUCCCAUCACUCAAUGGUUCUGCUUGAACCUUUCUCUCUCUCCCUCUCUCUCUCUCUCUCUCUCUCUCUCUCUCCCUCUUUGAAAAUGUCUCUCUGUACCGCCCCCCUCAUCCACCAACUCUCCCUGGUUAUUUAUACAGUGGAAUGUGCCAGGCCUUAGAUUUUUGUGAUGUUAGCAGGCCAGCGUCUCUCCUGUUACAUAGGAAGACAUCACUGCUAAUUUUAGCUCCGGCCCUGUGUGACUUUUUUCUCCCCUCUGACAAGGGAAAGGGGCUUAUUAUGAAUCUGCAACAUCUACUAAAUAUGCAGGAGCAUAAAGAUGUCUGCCGCGCGCUGUGGCAUUGUGCAUCUUGCAUUAUCUGAACCCGUGUUACUCCCAUAAAGUCUCUAUCUUCCUUUGAAAUACGAGUGCCGAAAAACUGACAAAGAUCACAGUGGUGACAUCCACUUCACAGUAUUUCCUGUAACAAGGGGCUAAAAGACACGAAAAAGCGACAUAGAGCCGAUGAAAGUGCAGUUAUUUCUUGAUAGUGAUUUUUUCUUUCCCUGUCAGUCUCAAAGCUUGCAGAUGAACUCCACUGUUUGCAGAGACAUAGCACUGGCAGCUUUAGAUGUCAUCCCUGAGUGUGACCAUGGCUGCUUUCCAGGGUGUUUGGAUAGUUUCCUCUCCAUGUUGUCUUCUUCUGAUAGCAUGAAUGUGAGCGAACAGGUGGAGCUGUGGAAAUCCCCUACGCUGCCAUGUUGCUCCAAUUAGUCCAAAAGCACAUCAAUGAAUUAAUGUUAGCACAAUAAAUCCUGCAGGGUUAUUAUGGGCUUUUAUAACAGCUGCUCUUUUCAGGAUCAAAGUAUCUCUAAAUGUUCAAGUGUAAAGACUCGUUUAGGGCCAACAUCCCGGCGACGCCACAGUGUUAGCUAGAAGCGAAAUAAAGCUGGAGUGACACAUGAAUCGCCACCACGGGAUAGUAGACAUCGUAACAAGAGUCUUAAAAUGUGUCCUGUUCAAGUAACACUCUGUCCUGGUAAGUCAGUGACCUCAUAUUCAGAGAGAUCAGCAUUAUCUCCCUCCAUUUUUACAAAAACAAGCAAAACAACAUGCUAGCUAAAGCUGGUUAGCAUGUCUUAAGUAUUGUUUCACCCUCAGCUAAGCACUGACCACCAUGAAGUCAUCAUUCAUGUGCAUUUACAUAUAUGCUGGUUAGACAUUUUGGUGCAGUUGGGGUUUCAAUCAGUACGUUUACAUGACACUCAAGGAAACCAAAUUAUUGCCUCACUUUGAUUAAGACCGGACAACUUAAAUGCAUGUAAACACCUUUGUCUGAUUGGAGUCAGAGAACUCUGAUUAAGACACCCAGAUAAUGCGAUUGGAAUUCGAUUUUCUCUACCAUGUAAACAGCGUAGUCAGAGUAUGAUUGGACAAUGCAUGUGCGUGUGCGCCAUGCCCCUGUAACCCCGGAACGAAACACCAGAGAAGAGGAGUAGCGUGCGUCUUAUCUGCAGAAAAAGUAGCGUGAACAUCAUGUACGACAAAAACAGCGCUGUACUGAUGCUCCAUCUUCUUGCUCAAAAACGCCCAGCAACAAUUGUAGCCACUUCUGAUAUCUGACAGCACGGACUUAGACUUAGGUCUAGGAUUAAGCUGUGCAUGUAAACGCACUGACUGUCUUACCCAAGGACAAGCAAAGACUGCUUUGUCCACAGGGGGCGCCAGAACAAAUACACAAAUGGAAAGUUCCUUACUGGAGCUUUAAGAGAAGGCCGGCUCAUCUGCUGAGCCUCCGUCAAAUGCAGCUAAUGCAAAUAGAAAAGGACUAAAUGAGGAAUCAGUGCUAUUGAAAUACAGUUCAUAUAUUAAGCCUCUAGUAUGUGAUGCAUUCUGACUGCUGAAUAAGAUAUGUCUUUCAGAAGUCGACAGUAUUUUGCAGAAUAAAAACUCAGUCAAGGCAACAUUGUGCAGAAAGGGUUGAAUUGAUGCUGUUAACAUGCCGUUUGCAGAAAGUUCUUGAUAAUGGUUGGAUUUCAGAGUACUUGCUGCUAUGCAGGCUUUAAUCUUGGUAUUGAUUUGCACAGCAGAGUGACGAUAAUACUCUGUGGGUAACUUAUUUUGCAUAUUUGUAACCUAAAAUAAGUAUUUAAUCUCCGCUGACUCAGACACUGUUUGCACAGGGUAAGUAUUACCUGGGGACCUCUAAGAAUUAGUGAAAUGUCCCCUGAUAGAGUCGGCAUUGGACUGGAAAGGGAAAAAAAAUACAGCCCCAAAUAAGUGAGACAUGAACAGGAUUGAUAUUGUGAAAAGACCUCUGUGUGCUCCAUGUGACUUCAACUUUAAAACUACAGACAUAGUGGAUCAGCACAGGGUUUUGUUCUUCUGUUCAUACAAUUUAUCAGAGAUCCUCAGAUAAUACUUACCCCGAGCAAAAUAAGAAUUUAGGAUAAACAAUAUUUACUCUGCAGUGAGGCACUCCAGACUAUUUAAUCUUUAAUUUCAGUGCGAACAACCAGGGACACAUCAGACAGAAUGGUAGUCUUUGCAUUCACAGUGUACCGCCGGCUCUGUUGGUGCGUAAUGCUUUGAGAAAUAUCACUUUGAUUUAACAUAUUACUCUGACAAAUCCCUCAAACGAAAAGCAUUUAUUCUGUGACAGGUUAUUACUCCAGAACACGGCCUGUCCUGCAGCUCGCUGCAAGACAGCAUGUUGUUAUUUUUGACACAAGGCUGAGUAUCACGUUGGGUUUCCCUGUUUGUUUAAUCAAUGUUGAAUACAUGCAUUUAAAAGCAGAAGAGGUCCACGGAAAGUGCAGCUGCCAAGGAAACAAGAAGCUACUCCCCAUGACCUGAGAUUACAUAAGACAUAGAGGAUGUAAUUAAGCCUGUAGGUAUGUGCAGUUUAUCGAAUCAUAUCUGCUUUUUCCCUCAUUGCACAGUUUUGUUAGCUCCGGAUUCAGCUGAGGAGAGCGUUUCCUGAGGUGUGUUUUGCAGCGUUAUAUUGUUCUCAGCUCAGUGCUUGAUGUGUGGAUUGAAAUAAGCGUAGUUAUUUCUGUGCAGUGGUUUAUUCUUGGUGGUGAAAUGAAAUGUGUAAGCAGUAAUGCCUUUUCCUUUCCCUCAGGGCUGAGAAUCCUCACAUACUGAGUCAUUUCAAAUGAAGCACAUGGUUAUACCAAAGAAUACAGAAUAAUCAAGAAAAUAACAUCGGCAGCAGCAUCCGACUGGGUUUUUUUUGCACAGUAACACCGUAGCUCUUUUCUUUAGCUGUGAGUAUAUCAAUCCCAUCUAUCACAUGCUUUGAAAAAAGCUGUGCUUUGUGUAAGCAGCCAGUAACACAUUUUUUUUUUCUGUGAGAGCUAACAGAGCUCCAGCAAUGCAGAGGAGUGAGGAGCUCCCUGUAGCUGUUGCAGCGAUUCUCCCCUUCUCUGCCGACAACACACCGUCGGUCGGCUCGUUACACCGGUUGAAGAAUAAGACACAGACACAUGGGGAGGAAGGGAAAAAUGAAAAAUGUCAACCAAUGCUGUAGAACACUGAUCUCAAGAGGGCUGGAUCACUCCCACUGGUUUUUCUGCCUAUCGGUGUGCACUGCCUGUGGGGUGGAACACAGCGGGGGAAGAUGCUUACACUGUCGCUGGCUAUUGUGUGGACAGGGGGGCUCCCUCAGAGUGGAUGAUAUGCAUUCAACAGACGUUUCCACCUGCGGACGGAGGUCUAUUCUCUUUGCUUUUCAGAGAGCGAUCCUCUCAGAAGAAGUGCCGAGACUCUGAGGUGCAACUUAUUAUGUAAUGGACCAAAGUGCCUUUUUUUCCUCCUUCUUCUUUGAUUUUGACUGAGGAUCUUUCACCGGCAGACUUUGAGCAGAUAGCAAGUUUAAUCUUUUCCACCUACUUGCCGAUGUCUCCGUAGAAAAUUUCUAAUUCAGGCGUGUAGUAAUGGCUCGGAUCCCCCCCGUAUUUUGGGGAAUACCCUGCUGCUGAAUGUAAGCCAAGACAAAAUAUCUUUCGAGGAUAUACCUACAGUGGCCAUGAACCAAAUCCAUACCAAAGAAAAAAUCAGGCAAGUGCUGUUUUAUGGUAUCUUUGUCAGUCAUUUGUGUUUUUAUUUUCCUUUUUCUCUUGCUCCAACCAUUUGAUCGAUACAAGCCUCCAAAAUAUUCCAUGUGUAAUCAUGAGAAAAUGAAUUUGUUAAUAAUGCUGCUGCUCAGCUGGUACACAAUGUUUCAUAUUUGACAGUCAGAGAUAAGUGUGAGUGAUUAAAUGAGAGGAAGGAGCUCUGUACACCUUAAAUCGAAUAAAAACCUGUGUAAUCACAUUAUCCCGAAGAAACCCUCAUUAAAGCUUUGAUUAGACACCAAGCUCAUGGCACUGCCACAGCUUUGAACUAACUUCAAAGAAGACUUUCAGAGUUUCGCUAGAAAGACGAUUUACUGUAAUGUUUGUCUGAAAAAUUCUGCUUAUGUAAGAGGAGGUUUGGAGUUUAACUGGAGGAAAAAAAUAUACAGAAUUCAAAAUAAAUACAACCUCCUGAAGUGGAAACAAUGCCCAACCCUAACAUGACAAUGUGUGUGUUACAUGAGCAGCAUUAGGAGGCGAUUUAGACAGAGGGGGUAGUUCUUAACAUAGUGUAAGUCUUAUUUUGGAUGCUGUUACUCCAGCUUUGUGGGUUUCUGUCACUGUUGAUGAUCCACACUCCCCUGGGACUAUAGUGGGAUAUGUACUGUGACACCCCGUGUGCUUACGCUGCCAUCAGACCCCUGUAAAGAAAAACUAAUUAAGCAGUUCGAUGUCUUUAGAAUCCUGCUUAGUUCUGUAAAUUUGAACUCGAUGUCGAUUAUUAGAUUUACAAAUAUUUUACAUGUAGUUGAAACUCAGAGGAAGAGCCUGAGUUUGAUGAAGAAAAAGCCCCGCAGAUAACCUCAUUGUUCACCCGUGUUUCUGCUCAGCCAUCUGCUCCGCAUGUCAUCACCCCGAUUGUCUAGUACACUAAUUAACAAAACUAAUGCAGCGUUCAGAUUUAACACUAUUAACGAAUCUGUAUUUUAUGCUUUGGUAGCUGCAAGUAAAUUGACGAAUUGUUUCGUUCUUCUUGUCUGUGAUGAGUCUUUUGUAAAGAUGAAGUAAACAUGGAGAAGCUAAUCAGUGCUAAUCGACCACCUCUGUUAUUGACAGCUCUAAAAUUUACUUUACAACAUGAACGGGAUGCAAAGUCAGGUGUCAAAGCAGGCUAUUUCUUUAUUUUUUAUAACUUGAGUCUGAUAACUGCUUCAUGAUAACUGCUUCAUGAGACACAUGAGAUGAGAUUUUAAAAAGGCAAACAGAGUCAAUCAGAUUAGAUAAUUUGGCACAAUUCUUAGUUUUUUUUGGCUAAUGUCUUUUAAAUAGAAGCAGAAGUAGUACUAUGAUACAAUAUGAAAAAAAAUAAUACUGGGAAUGGGAAUCACUAGUGGCCCCACGAAACGAUAUUAUCACGAUACUUGGGCCACGAUACAAUAUCAUUGUGAUUUUUAACAUUUUACAAUACAGUGAGUAUUGCGAUACAAUAUAUUGCAAUUUAUACAAAUUUUCAACUGUGCAGCUAAUUUAGCAUUUGGCUUUCCUUUAUGUUUGUCUUAUUUACACAGUAAUUUAUUUUCAUGUAGCACAUCUUGCAAACCUUAUAUAUAUUUAUCAUGCUAACUUUUUCCUGCUCUAUGAUGUUUCCUCUGCCGACCUCACUGGACAAACAGUUGAUUUUAUUUUUCCAUUAUCAUAGAUUUGACUUCAUAUUAGCGAUUAGUUUGAAAAAUCAAUACUUGGUAAAUGAGACGAUAGGAUAUAUCACUAGACAAAAUAUUGCGAUACUAUGCUGUAUCGAUUUUUUCUCCCACCCCUACUAUAUAAAAUCUAUAAUAUGAUAAGAAACAAUAAAACAGUAUGAUAUGAUAAGAUGUGACAUUACAUAAAUUGAUAAUGCAGUUCUACUCAACACAAUAUCAUAAAAUAAUAGAAUAAGAUGCGAUACAGUACAUGUGGUAUAAUAUGAUGCAGUACAUUCAUUACGUGAAGUAACAUUAUGUUAAGAUAUGUUACAGUUCUUCAUGUAGAUUAUUGUUGCACCACAUAACAUUUUACAUUACGUUAAGCUGCGUUAUGUUAUUUUAUGUUUGUUGCAUUUGGAUAUAAUGCGACUAAGAUAUUGUGAGAUUUGCUCACAAUACGACAUGAUGUGAUUCAGUGCCACACAAUGCAAUGUAGUGCACUUUUGUUGUUGCCGUAGAGAUUUUCGUCUUGGAAUAAAAGCAGCAGCAGCACGCCUCAGGUCUGGGUAGUGCUACUGACAGAGUAAUCUAGUUUUAAGAUUUAAAAAGCUUGAACAUUAUUUAUUCACCAGACUCUUGGAGCACCACAUUUAAGAUACCGCUACGUUAAAUGUCUGAGUUUUCAUUUUUUGAAAUGCUUUGAGUAAUAAUAUAAACUCCACACGCUCAACAAGUGAAUUCUCAACAAGUUUUUCGCUUCAAAGAAUAAGACGAUGAAAAGCCCUUCAAACAUUUGCUCUGCGGCGGCCCUCCGCUGGAUUCACACCAGUUUUCAUUACAACAAACACCAUCCUUAUGAAUUCUUUUACUGCAACCGAACAACAGAUAGCCUCUGUUUAUUAUAAGCAAUAACACCUACUGUGAAGCAAACGCCUCAUGAGAGCUGCUGGGAUGGCAGUGACUCAAUAGUGCUUUCUAUUUUGAGUUCUACCAGUGACUGAGUUUGAUCUCAGUCAAGGGAGAACAGUCAUCUUCAGAUGGUUAAAAUGGAGCAAAUUGGUGGUUUUAAAAAGGUAAAACUGAGAGAAUGCCCCACAUCUGUUGUUCUGCUCCUUAAUUUUCUGCACCCCUUCUCUAUACCAGCAUGCAAAUGUUUAUGAGAUAAUUAUGAAUAUUAUAGACUCAGCAACAAUACAGCUGCUGCAGAUUUUAUAACGUUUAGCUUGGCUCUGCUAAUUAAUUCCUGCGGGGGACAUCUUUUAAAGUACAGUAAAGUGACAGUCAAAUAGGAUACGACAUAAAACUAAACUUCCACAUCCUUAUGUACCCAUUAAUGUCAAUUUGUACUGUAGAUUUUUGUCUGUUGUUUACCUUGAAAGGAGUGAACUGAGCAGGAAAAAACGAGGUCUGUUGGUUUUUAUAGUAAUGUGUGAUCUCUCCUUUUCUGCUGCCACCAUGGUAACUCUCUCUAAAAAUGAUUGGAAAAAAAAAACUAUUGUUCAGUCCUGCAAACUCUUCUUUUGUCUGUGUAAUUUUUUCUUCUCUUUUAUUCCUUUUCAGAGUCUGACACAACAGAUGAUGAAGGUGAAGACCAACUUGAGACCAAAGAAGAGGGUGGGGAUGUUGAGGACCAGGCUGUGUACGCAGGUAUCAACCAAGAAGAUUUUGAUUUGGACUUGUUUUUAUUUUGGUUGGGCUUUAGUUUUUUUAUGUAUGUGAAAUUUCUCUCUAAUUUAUAUGGAGAUUAUAUGGUGUUUGUUGUAAUGAAAUAUAUAUUAGAUUGAAGUAAAUUGUGUAGUGAAAAUUUAAAGAGUCUUUAUGGUAAAUAUGACUGCUAGCAUGUUGGUAAUCUAAAAAAGUGCAUGAAUAUACAAAAAUACUCUGUUGUAUUUUACACUUUAAGUUAAUUCUUUGUUGAUUUGUUCGUAUUUGGAAACUCAUUUGAAACCAAGAUAUGGAAACCCUUGCUAUUCCAGCUUUACACAUCAGUUACACGAUCAGUGCAGGUACCUGGUUGUUAACCUGUUCAGUGAGUCAUAUCUCCCAUUUACAUGUGAUGCAGUGAAGGACAGAUGUUCAGAAGAUGAAAAUAGAACACACGGAUAUGAAGAUCACUCAAACACAACCAGGCAAGAAAAUGUCAAACAUUCCCAUGAAGUUGGAAAAACAUGUACAAAAGUUCUAAACUUGUAACAACCCACAGAUUUUUCCUCAAAUUCUCUAUUUCAGGAGCCAGCCAGAGAAUUUUUCAAGAGAAUCUCCCCCUGAAGUCCUCCCACCCCCGUCCCCAAGACUUGUCAAACGUACCUCCACCUCUCCGAUGCCAAGCCGCUCUGGUUCAACUACACCUCUCAGCUUACGGAAGAAAACUGUUUUGCCGACUGAGUACCAAGACACGGUGCCUGGGGAGUUUGAAGAAAAGGUAAAGCAGCCAAAAUCUACGACACAAAGUAGCACCCAGGAUUCCCGGCCUCAGACUCCAGUGAGCGAGUACUCCCGCAAAGAGUUCACUCACAGACCUUCCCCGAAGCUGACCAGAGCUAGCUCAAAGGUUUUCGAGAAGGUCCGUGGCUUAGAAGAGCGAAGGCGAAGCCUUGAUAUUCCAGAAGGUUCCAUUUCAGGAAGAUCUUGGGCCGGGUUUAACCGUGCUGGAUCCGUGGACUCAGAUGAUGGAGGAAGCAGAUUGGGUAUCUCCAGAGAAAGUUCCCGAGAGGAUCUGAGGGAAGCAUUGAAGGAAGAUGCUGCUGAGCGUAGAUCUCUGUUUAGACAGAGAGCUGCUUCCCUGGAGGAGAAACCUCGCUACUCCCAAAAGGUUCAGGACAUUGAGAACAAGUUCACUGAGGAGCUUCAGCGCAUCAAGAAACUUGUGGGUAAACCUCAUCUGAAAAAAUCCUUUUCAACUGAACAGCUCACUCUGAGGGGCAAGCAGCGCCAGCCUCUGAGGAAAAUUGAACCCAUUCCUCCACAAGUCCUUCAGAAGCUCCAAGAAAGGGAACGAGCCCAGUGGGCAAAGGAACAGAGAGAAAGGGAACUAAGUCAGCAGCCAAUGCAGCAGCAACAAUCCCUACCCCAAAGGACAGCCAGCACUGCUAUUACAAGCGUGACGGUCAGUAGAUUUGGAGAGGUUGCCGGCACUCCCGAGUCCAUGCAGUUAUCUGACUUACCGGGACAACGACCAGUGAGGGAAUUAAGCAGAGUCAGUCCAGUUACAGAGAUCGUCCAGAGAUCAUCAUCACCAGCUCUAUACCAUCAGCAGAGGGAAGGGUCGCCCAGCAGAAAUGUUUCUGAGAUGACGUUACGUAAGGUUGAACGAAGGCCCCCGAGUCCGCUUGUACAAAGAGUAUCCCGAAUGCAAGAAACCCAGCACAUCCCAGACUCUCAAAAGGACGAGCCUUCCGGGAGAAAGACGCCGAUAGAAGUCGUACUAAGAAAGAUUGAAAACAGACCUGAAAGUCCACUGGUGCAAAAAAGAGGCAUACUCAUGCAAGAGCUUCCGUCAUCUCAACCUCCUCAGAAACCCCCGAGGAUGUCACCACUCAGUCCGACAGAAGAGAAAAUGGAAGUGGAGCAGUCUAAACCAGCCUUAAAGAUACGAAUCCCAGCUAUUAUCGUUGAAGACGAGAAGAUGGAGGAGGAUCCUCCUGUGAAGGCGAGUGAGCCUCAGCAGACCACUACCAGCACCACAGAGGGACAGCAGCCAAAGACCAAAGCAAAGAAGCGUCGACCUCGACCCAUGUCUCCAGAGCAAGGUCAGAUUUCUUUGUGCUUCUGUUCCUUAGCGCUCUCUCUCUGUAGGAGUUGAAUUUCCACUCUGCUAAGGCUUUCAUCUAAACUCAGACAAUCAGCAAGAGAGGGAGAGUUUUUCUUCAAUUUUAACCCCUGGAGAAAAAUAACUAAAGGCUUUCCUUUUGAUGCACUCUGCAGAUUCUUCAGAUGAUUCUUACGUGUCUGCUGGAGAAGACCCAAUGGAGGCCCCUGUGUUUGAGUUUUCCCUGCAGGAUUCUGUAGCAUCUGCUGGUGCAGAUGUGCAACUAAAAUGUAUCAUCGCUGGAACCCCUAUUCCUGAAGGUAUUACGUUACGAUGUCAUGCAUGAUCUCUGUAUUUUACCCACCAGAUUGUGGCAGGUAACGGUGAAAUUAACAAAUCUGCAAACUUCUCUCUGUAUUUUCUCUGUUGAAGUUACCUGGAUGAAAGACGACUCUGAAAUCACUGGGAUUGCACAUUACACGGUUAAAGUGGAGGGUGAACGUCACAGCCUGUUCAUUAAAUCGGCGAGAGUAACCGAUGGGGGGAAAUACUGUGUAACCGCUGUCAAUCAGGUGGGCAAGGCGUCAAGCAGUGCCACCCUUAUAGUAAAACCAGGUAAGCUUGGCUGUAAACUGUUUGUAGGAUUAGUCUGUAUUUUCUAAGAUUUAUUUAUACUUAGGGUGACCAUAUUCUGACUUACCAAAAAGAGGACAUGACUACAUGGGGGCGGAGUCACGGAGUCGCACAAAGUUAAUUUUGAGAGUUUUUCGGGUCGGAUCGAGUGUCUUUAAUGCACUUCUAACUCAGUGAGUCCACGUGACACAAACUCGAAACUUCCGUACAAAUUCGCAGACAUUUGAAGGAUUUUGCAAACUUCCCUUGACAAAGCCGGACAGCCCCCCAAAAAGAGGACAUGUCCGGGUAAAAGAGGACGUAUGGUCACCCUAUUCAUACUGGAAUUUAUUUUCUCAAGAAGACGCUCAAAAUGUGUGAGAAAAUAUUCUUCUCUGGUGUUUGACAUGACAGACUGAUUACACAUUACUGCCACCUACAGGCCUGGCAUGCCUUUGUACGGAUAUCUGACUGCUACUGUGUGGACAAACAUUCAUAACUCUUGUAAAGUGGGCAGGGUUUUUAUUUUGUUGUUGUUGUUAUGAAAGCACAGAGGAAAAAGCUAAUUUUCUGUGUACAUGUAGACAUGGCAUUAAAUAAGAGUUCUUGUACCAAGGGAGCGAUGAAAUAUGCUGUUAGCUGUUCAUAUUAUUAUUAUUUUCCUAUUGAAUGAAUGAAAAAAGGCUCACAUAUAUACAAAAACAGGCUAAUGUACCCGACAGCAGCCUUUUAUUUUGAAAAGAUCUUAUCCUCCAUGGUAUAAAAACACCCUGUGGCCUCUUUCCACACUGGCAUUGUGUUUCUGCUGAUUUCUCUCCGGCUCCCUUGUCAUUAUCUCUUUGAGGAAAAUGUCUCUGCCAUAUAUUCCAGCUGAACAACCUCACUUAUAGUUACCAUGGCAACUCAGAGGCAAAAGUGAACCUAUAAAUUGCCCACUGAGGCUCGCUGGCUCCACCCACUGUGAAUCCACUAUUGUUUGGAUAUCACAUUUGACAUCUCAGAUUCUAAUUGUAUUUUAUGGAGGCUUUGUUAUUUCUUUAUUUAUUUCUUUGUUGGAGAAUAAACAACCUCCUUGAACCCCUGCACUGUCACAGCUUUGUUCUCUAACAAUAAAGCAAGAGUGGGCCGAGGCAAAAUGAAAAGGUGUUUUAAGGACUUCUUUGUUUGGAGAAUUACAUGAAACAUAAGACAUAUCACCCUGCCGCUUUCACAGAGUCUGUGCACGAGCCAAGAGGGAACCUGGGUGUGCCUAUGGAGAUCAGCAGCCCCAUCACAUCUGAUGAGGAGUAUCUCAGUCCCCUGGAGGAAGGCAUGGAUUUCGGUGGACCCGAGCCAGUGCGAAAUAUUGACACACGAUUUAGAAGUCCUCCGUCAUUCCUGGUGAGAUCUGCAAGACCUAAUUAGAUAUCUCAUUGGCUUUUUUGUAUUUAAUGUGAUGUUUAUAUGGUAAGCACUGACUGUGUUAAGAAGAUGGACAUCUAUGAUAUAGAACAUAGGCCACGCCUCCUCCACACUGAAAGUACACUGGAUAAGGAUGAGAGAACAUUAACUGAUAUUAACUUCUAUGUGCACAAAACACACUCUACUUUUCUAGAGAUGCAUCAGUAAUGAAAUUCUGGGCUGGUACCAAUAUUUGUCAGCUAAAAGCCAACUCUGAUGCUGAUGUUCUUUGUGAUUAUUCAUGCUUUUAAUGUUUUAGAGUUGUUGCCAGUCGCCCCAACUUCUAAAUUGUCAUUGGAAGACAUUCUGAUCUGUCUCCCAGAUAUUGCAAUACUCCCACAUAACCAACGUUCUCUCUCACAAAGCAAAUCAGAUUUCCUGCAGGUGGCUUCCUCCUCCAAAUGGAAAACUUCUUUUAUAGGCAUCAACAAAUGUAAAUUUUGUACUGAUUUGUCGGUGCAGCCCUUUGAAAUUGAAGUAAAAUCAGAUUACUUAUUAAAGUAAAACUGUGGAACAGCUUGCCCGAUUAACUUACAUAUUCGUGUGUAUAUAUGUGUAUAUAGGUAUGGUUGUAUAUAUGUUUAUAUAAGGUCUUUGUUUCAAUAUUAAUGAUGUUAGACUUUGGAGUUAUGGUUACUUUUUGGCGACUUCAGAAAUUCUAAAAUUCUAGAGACAUGUAAAGGGUCAACGAAUAAGAAGGAAUGAGGGUAGGUACUAAUAAGCUAAACAGCUUCUACCUACUCGUUUUCGAGCUCCAAAGAAAUAGAGAAUUUCUUGUCUAAAAUUAUACUGUAUGAAUAUUUGAUUGAAUAAAUAAUCUCUAAUGUAAUGUAAAAAUGUAAUGUGAAGUGCACACUAAAUUUAUAAAGUGAAAGAGGUUAGUGCGAGCAAAAACAGGACCUUCUUGUGCUGAUAUCGGUAUAUUUUCAGCCUGCCCAACUGCGCUUCACCCCGAUGAGUCGAUUUUUGGUCAAAAAUUUCAGGGUUUUAGUUGACCAAGAAUUUCUUUGGUUGAUUACAGCCCUAGAUGUCAGCGCCCAUUAUGGUGGUUAUAUUCACAUAACUUUUGUACAAAAGGAGCAGGUGAAGACAUGUCCUCCAUCUUUCCAUGCAGUCAGUGUCAUUCAUCAUCGACGCUUGUUUUUUGUUGUAUUUUCUCUGUUUUGUGAUGCCAACUUUAGUGUAACUUUAUUUUAGCCUCUAACUUGCAUUACAUUUCAAACAGGUAACCAUGAGUGAUCAAGCUGUCAUUGAAGGACAGGAAGUCACCAUGUCUGUCCGAAUUAGUGGACAACCCAAACCCAUGCUAUACUGGUAGGUUCCCCUUCACUGUCUUCGAGUGUCUUCAGGCUUUGCUUGCAUAAGUAGAAAAGUCUGUCUCUGCAUAACAACCAUGAGCUGAGCCUGUAUGCUUGGCUGCAUAGUUUGUCUUUCAGCAUGCUGCUUGAUUUCAUCUGUUAAAGGAAGUGGAAGCUUAAUGUUUACCGCCUAACAAUCUCCUGGCUGACAAAAAGAGUCUUAAUAGGGGAAAGUGAAGAAUAACAUGCUCACUGUGUUUACCACGGAGCUGCUCAGUGCCCAGAAACACAAAUGUCUGCCUAGACUAAUGAGCUCUUAGAUAACAAUCUGCAGUGCUGAGGCCAUCCAAAAAGAGCCUGAUAUGUUGCCGCUUCCUCACAGAGACAGGUUCUUUAGUGUUGGAGCAUCUCUUUUACAGCUUGUUUUAUCAGCCAGCGGCUCCGGGCUUCUGUUGAAGUAAGAGCAGCAGCUUCCAGCGGUAUACUCUGCAAUAAUCUAUGUUUUUCUUAAUGUCAGAAAGCCCUUGAAAGAACCAAGUAUAAUGUAUCACCCUUCCUUCUGCUAUAAGGCUCUUUCCUUCGAGUCAAACCCGCAUACAUCAUCCCGCUGCUGUAAAUAUUCACUGGCGCGCCCCUGGUGGAUUUAUCUACAGCUGAAAAUAGCUUCUAAUAAAAUACGCUGUUUGCUUUUGUAUGAGUAAUGUAAGCCGAACACAACAGUGCCCGGGCAAUUACAGAGUUCUGUGUAGAAGAAAAACUUUGUAAAAGUGAUUUUUUUAUAAAGAUUGAUAUUUUCGACUACCUACCAUAGGUUCUCUCCCAAAUCUAAUCACCUCUUAGUCUCUGCUCCAGCACUUUAAAGCAUGUAAUUCAGGUAAUCAGUUUAGUACCUGCGGGUUUUUGCCACGGGGGAGCCUCAGGUCUUAAAACAUGAAGGUAAUGCCGACAAGUCAAAAGCUGCAGCUCUGUGAGCGCCCUCUAGAGGCUGGCUCCCAAAACCAGGGAAGCCACGUCUAUUUAUACAGUUUACAGUCUGGUUUAAAAUAAAACAACACUCCAUUCCUUUACUUCAUUUCUGUUUUUAGGACAGCUGUGAAGGCGGAUUUAUUUUUAGGACUCUUUUAAAUUAAUUAUAUCAAGGCUAAAAGUGAAGCAGAAUUACGAAGGUGGGGCAGGGACGCUAUGGCAACUAAUAAGUGAUGUCAAUGAGACUACCAUGCAACAUCCUGUUAGAUUUUCAAAAUAAAGCCCUCAAGUGUAAGAUGUAAAAUAGUGAUUGAGGCUUUACUGCAGAAACAACAUGAUGAACUAUAGGGAGGAAAAAAACAGUUUAGACCUAAAUAAGCACUUCAAAUUGACAUGGACAUAGAAAACGUCACAUUUUCACCUCACAAAUUAUACUAUUGCAAUGAUAAUUGAUAAUUUCGUGAUGAUAAUAUGACAAAGCCUUCUCUGAUUUUCAGAAUAAUGCAUCUUAUCGCAGUUUUACAGGGUUUCUAUGCAAAUAUCCAAAGUAUGGAAAAAGAUUUGAUCAAUUUCCAGGUGUUAAAAAGUAUUGAAAAUGAAAAAUAAAGUAUGGAAAAAUAUUUAUGUUCCCAGACUAUUACUACAGUUCUAAAAUUCUGUUUUCUAAAACAGAAAAGUAGGUAUUCACAAAAAUAAUCCUAAAACAAAGGGUAUGGAAAGGUACGGAAAUUCCAGCUGUGUAGGAACCCUGAUUUUAGGAAAUGCUUUUAUUUCUAAUUGAAAUAGAUGAAAUGUAAUUUCUUCUCCUAAUCCAUACAGCAGUCUGAAUCUCAAAUAAAGAGCGUCAGCCCCGGCAGGAAAGAUGGAGUGUAUCGAGUUAUUGACUAACACGUCGUAGGUGUUGGUCUUUUUAUGGGAUUUGUUGACAUUAAGAGAGAGAUACAGAAUAUCGUCAGCCUUAUCCUUUAAUAUAGGAGCCGAGAAUAAGCUGAAUCACCAAGGCAGGUUCUGUCACUGGAGUUAGUCAUGGCUCUCGAGAGACAAUAGCAAAGAACAAAGUGCUAAACAUAAUAUUGGCAGCCCUGGAUAAUGUAUCCCACCCCCAUUCUCCUUCCUACCAGCCAGAGGAGAGCUCGCAGCAGAAAAAUGGUGUGCUUGCUUGGUCAUCCCUUAUUGCAUAAAUAUGAUAUUAAAAAAUAAACUCUGAGUGGUGCACCAGUGAUUCAUCACUUGUGUUAAAGCGUUGGAACCGAUUCUGCUCUUUUGUAGGCUGAGGGACAGAGUAACGGUGAAAUCAGGCCCACGCCACAUCGUCCGGGAGACAGAGGAAGGCACUUUUGAAAUGACCGUCAAGUCAGCUGUAAGAUCAGACUCUGGGAUCUACACCUGCAAAAUCAUUAAUGAGUAUGGGACAAAGCAGUGUGAGGGGAGGCUGGAAGUCAAAGGUAAGCCUCUUUAUUACAAGCGUAAAAUCCAUAUUUGUACCAUACACCCAUAAUGACCUGAAACUAGUUCACAACACGUACGUCCAGGUGUUAGUGAUCAGCACUCUUCAGAAAAUGUCCUUCAUUUCAACUCAGCUCCACCAGUUGAGCCGGGUCUGGCCGUGAUCCGCCCGGUCAGGGACAUCACAGCCAAGGCCGGAGAGACCGUUCUGUUUGAGUGUCACGUCAUCGGACCGAAGGACACUGACGUGGACUGGCUGGCAGAUGGGAAACUGAUCCAGCCGGCAUUGCUCAACUGUAAGAUGCACUUUGAUGGGAGAAAGUGCCGCCUGCUGCUCAACUCGGUACACGAGGACGACAGCGGGACGUACAUGUGCAAGCUGAGCACUGCUAAAGGUACUCCUCGAGAGUGAACAACACAUAUUAAAGGUGGGGGAGGCAGGAUCUGAGGAAGUGCCAGUUUUUGGGAGAAAUCUUGAAUGUAAACACUAACCCUCCCAACCAGUUUUCCUCCUCUCCCCUCCCUCUCUGCUCCAGAAAGCCCCGCCCACAAACAGACGCUCCUGUUCCAAUUAAAUUCAGAUAUAAUGCAGAUAAAUACUUCAGAUCAUUACAAAUGGGGCCCAGUCAAUGUGAAAGUAAAAAGCAUUGGUGCUACUGUAGAUGCCAACAGACUACCAGCAAACACAAUGUAGGACUUCUACAACUAGGAUAAAGUGACAUAGUCCAGGACCCGAGGUCAAGGGUUUAGCGGCGCUACAAGACGCAUACAAGAAACACUUCUGUUACAGACACUUGUCUUACUUUGUUAAAGCGGUUUACCUGUCCAGAAGAAAGGUUACAGGGUCUGUAAGAUCCCAAAGCAUCCCUCAUCUUGUUGACCCGGCUUUUUAACUCUUGUCUAGGUGGUCUACCUCCUUUUUAAGCGCCUGUUAUUCCACCAGAGUCUCCGGUUUUACUUGGUUUUCUUGCUUGUGUUGGCAGUCGUGGCUAGAAGAGGAUUCAGACAAUUUUCUGCACUUUCUGGUUGGUUUCUACUGUCUGAUAUUGUAGCACGCUAACUUUGUUUGGGCUCCUGAACGACACGGGGGAGCAGUGUGUACCUCAGAACCAAUCAGGUUGGAGGAUGUAAAAUGUAAAAUGUUGACUACACAGGCAUAACAAAACGCACCGAUAUCAUUAUAUUCCCAAAUGUCAUCAAUAACUAAUAACUAUUGACUGAUAUUAAAAGCUUUUUUUGUAUAAACACCACAAAAAAAGAUGCUUCUUUAACGGAUUCCUGCCUACCCCACCUUUAAAUGAUAUUUAAGAAUUAAAACAACUUCUUUGUAAUUGAGGUUAUCGGUCUGUUGUCUGUUUUGACUGAAUUUCACUUCUUCCUCUCCAGAGGAGUUGACUUCAUGUGGAAAACUCAAAGUCCUUCCUUCACUUGAGCCUCUCUUUACCCGCAAGCUGGACGUUCUCGAGGUGAUUGAGGGACGCAACGCUCGAUUCGACUGCAAAGUCAGCGGGACACCGGCUCCUAAAGUCAUCUGGAGUCACUUUGGUAGGAUUUUGCUGUCUACUGGUCUGGAAAUACAAACUGUGCGAAAAGAGGAUUUCACAUUAUAAAAGUUUAAAAGUGGUUUCCCAACAUGCGGGUUUGGAAUGAAGAGGCAGGUGUGUAGGGGGCCUUGAGACUGUAGCCUCGAGAGAAGACAAGUAGUGCUCAGCAAAAGCAGUGUGUGGGAUUUUCUCUUCGGAGGGCAGCUUUUAAAAUGUUCACCAUAACCUGUUCAUGACUGGUCAAAGUACUUUCAGUGUUCGACACAGAGCCCAAGUAACCUCAGAUUUAGCAGUAAAUCACAGUGCUGCAAAAUAAAACAGAUCAAGUGAUUUGAUUUCACUCGCUACAGCUCCUCUCCCCUUUAGCAGUGAUUAUCAGGAUUACAGUGUUUGCAGCUCCAGUCCAUUUCUCAUAAAGACAACUGGGUCAUCAUCUGACAUCAGUUGAAACACACUCUUAGACAGGUAGACCCGCUGUAACAGAGUUGCAGAUUCAUGCUUUGCUGACACUAAAUUUUGGCUCUUCACACUGAUGAUAAAAAAUCACACUUGCUUUGACGUGAGGACGAGGCGGUGUUCAGAGAGUCAGAGAGGAACAGGGAGAAGUCUGGGGUCCAAUUUUAGACUCUGUCAGUCAGAAAUGACUCUCCUCCCCUGCUUUUUCACCUGCCACUAUAGCUGCAUCAGAGCACAGGGUGAUGUGAAACUGCUACACCAUGCAGGUACUAGCGCUCCGAGGCAUUAUUUGUAAAAGAGUAGGAGGCAAAUGAGAUGUUUCAAGGAUGUUGUUGUAGGAAGAAACAAAUCUUAGAUACAUCCUGAGGCAAUUACACCAAACAACGAAAAGGAAAUGUCACCGCCACGUUUCUUUGUGUAUAAAAUUCAGGUUUCAAUGCUCUGAAUUAAUGCAACAACUUCAUUUUUGCAACAAAAGUCGAGAAAAUCGACUUAUGUAGCAGCACUGCAGAUGAAAUAGAGAGAAACAAAAGCUGGGCCCUCAUAUUACAUUCAGAAUAACGAAGAGCGCGUGUUAAAACUCAUUAUAAAGUCUCUUCAGGCUCUUUGCUCUCUGCAGAAAUAGGUCAGCAGUUACAUGAAGCCAGUGCACCCCGUGAAGGUUGUUCUUAAGUAUUAAUGACAGAGAUGACCACACGCUGUUCUGAACCACUUUGAGCUCAUCUCAAACGAAUCUAUUUCCCCAACAGAGUGUCAUUCACUGAAAAAAGUCUUUUUUUUAAAGAGGGGAAUAACUGGAAAAGUUACAGCUUGAAAUUUGGUGUGUGACUGAAUCUUUAAAUCUCCGUAGACCACCCGCUCACGGAGAGUGAGGACGUUCGGAUCCUUCAGGAAGGCGGCCGCCACUCUCUCAUCAUCUCCCAUGUGACGAGUGACGAUGAGGGUUUUUACACAGUCAUCGCCCGUAACCUCCACGGCGAAUCAGAGAGCUCUGCAGAACUUUACAUCCAGGAACCUCGGCCGGCCAUCUCCUCUCAGAUGUAAGAGCGUGGUCUUCACUACAUAUGAGGUGAAGGGGUUAUGUAUUCAUGUUGUCUAUCUUCUCUCCUUUUUUAGGGCCAAACUGGAGAAGAUGCCAUCAAUCCCAGAGGAGCCGGAGGUUCCAGAAAACGAGGUGGAGCGGUUCACCAUGCCAGACUUCAUCAAACCUCUUUACGACCUGGAUGUGAUCGAGGGGAAGGAAGCCGUGCUCAAAUGUAAAGUGGCGGGUUUGCCGUAUCCCACCAUCGUCUGGUUCCACAACGGCAAAAGGAUUGAGAGCACAGAGGACCGAAAGAUGACGCAGUGUGAGUGUUACUAAGUGGAUUAACAUUCGCCCAGUUUUCAGGCUUAUUAAAAGUGCUCCAAAACGUACAAAGCAAUUAAACUGCAGGCCGAAAUGAAAAUGACAUUUAAUUAUGUGUGUAAAAAAGGAGACUGUACCCUCAAAUUUUGACCAUCACAUGACCAGUGAGUAAUGCGAAACAUUCAAACACUAACCCCUGUGACUGCAUACCGAGUCUUUUUAUGAAAUAAUCCGUUAAAAAUACAAAAUCAAAGACAGGUGCUGUUAAAACUCGACAUUUUUAUCCUGUUUAAUCCCUUCAGAUGCUGACAGUCUCAUCUUCUAACAUCCUCUAAUCUCUGUUUUUUUUUUGUCUGUAGUUCGUGACGUUCACAGCCUGGUUAUCCGCUCUGUGUGCCACGCCCACGGCGGAGUCUAUAAGAGCGUCAUCUCGAACAAAAUCGGCAAAGCCACCUGCUACUCUCAUCUCUACGUCACAGGUGACUCAUGAACUGCAGCAGCUUUUGCCACGGCUGUUUUAAACUUUAUUUCAGCAGUAGUAGGGUCACAAAGUAUCUUAUUAUAUCUACUCCAGAAAAUACUCGUUUCAAGUGAGUCUCUCAUAGCUCUAGUGAUACAUGAUGGACAGCUGUAACCCUGUGAUUGCAUUAUUAUUGUCGAUAAUAGUGGAUCUUUUAAUCUAGCUGUAACCUCUGAUUGCGCUGCCAUCAUUUUCAGAUAUCCUCCCAGACCCUCCUGAUGGGACUCCAGUAAUAGAGUCCAUUACUGGUAAAACCAUCACCUUAAGCUGGAAGAAACCCAGAAGACUGGACCCUUCAAUUGGUAUAUACGGACCUGUUCACAUGAGUUCUAGACCAAACUGUUGUUUUUUGUAGAUGGGUGAUACCAUCUUGGUGUUUCUUUCAGAUCCCAGCACCCUGAUGUAUGCCAUCCAACAACAGGCCCUGGGCUCCAUCCAGUGGACCAUCAUAGCCUCCGGUCUGAAGGAGACCACCUUCACCAUCACUACCCUCUCCAAAAAUGUGCGCUACGCUUUCAGGGUCCUGACCAUCACCUCGAAAGCCUUCAGCAAGCCCUCACCUACCACCGAGCCGGUGCAGCUCCUGGAUAGAGGUUUAUACUUGGAUCUUUGAGACCAUUUAUUCAUCCAUCCAUCUAUCAGAGAACCAUUACAGUGAACUUCAAUGAUGUUCUUCUGACAGGUGCCUAUCUGCAGGAGGCUCCAGUGAUAGUUGAUAAACCAGAAAUUGUUUAUGUGAUUGAAAACCAAUCGGUCACCAUCACUAUCACCCUCAAUCAUGUCAACGCUGCAGUCGUCUGGAAGAGGUAUCUGCAUCUCUGAAACUUCUAUUUCAUCAUAACUGAACAUGCAUUAGUGCUUGGAUUUAAUUAGAUUGUUUUAUGAAAAAUAUACGCUCAUUUACAUUUAAUGUAUCACAGGUUCAAUACUCUGUGAGAGAAAAUCAGAGGCUCAAAAUCCAUUCUACCUCCAUUAUCUAUGAAAACAGUUUGUCGCUGUUCCCACGAAGCAGGGAAGCAGACUUUCAAUAAACAUGAUGCAGAAAUGCGUCAGUGUAAAUGGUAGGGAUGGGCGAUAUGGGCUAAAAAAUUUGUCACGAUAAGUUUUGCCAACCUGGCGAUAACAAUAGAAGUCCCGAUAAAAAAUCUUAUAAUUCAUGUUCUCUCUUCAGAAACCCACAAACAUCGUUCUUGGAUGGCACUUACCAGUCGGCAUAGUCGAGUAUUAAGUUACGGAUAAAACUAGUGACAUCAAACAAAUCUGAAAUGUGAAAACACUUUCAACAUUUAUUCACAACUCUUAUUGCACAAAGUGAAGAGCAGCAGCAGAUCCACUUCCGAUGUCAGGCAUACCUGAUUUCGCUUGUCGAAGCCCCAAUCUUUACCACUUUAGUCAUGUUUGUUUGCAGUUCUGUUCUGUGUGGUCUACGGCUGUGAGUCUAUCAACUUGUGUUAAUAGCAUUUAUCGUGAGAUUGCAAAUAAUUAUCAUGGAUAAAUGCGACUGAUAAUUUAUCGCCCAUCCCUAGUAAACGGCUCCACUGUGGUUAACUUACAAAUCUGAGAAUGUACCAUUAAUGCUGAACAACAUGUACGAGUUUAAAGGCAACAUAUGGUGCCGUCCAGAUGAUGCCUUUUUAGAGAAGAUCUUGCAUAUUUCAGUAAGACUCUGUAAAAAUCACAACAGCAUGGCUCUGUAGAAGAAGAGUCCAGGUGCUAAACUGACCCAGCUGUCAUUUGGUGCAGAGGAGACCCUGAACCGUUGAUCUGACCGGUCUGGAAUUGAGAUUAUUUUUGUUGUCACAUCCUUGUUGGUUGUUAUUCUAGCUGAAGUUUAUUUACAGCAAACAUGCCACCUCAUGCACCCAUUGUAUUACAGGAUAACCAGGCAGCAUGACAGACAGGCAUAAAUAUGUAUGACGGUGCAUACAGGCAGCUGUUCGAGACUGAGGGAUUAUUAUAGAUUCCAAACCAAUGAGGUCAAUAACAGUGACCUGAAUUACACUCAAGCAGCAGCCAAACAAAUACAGUAAUAGUCUGCUUCCCCACCUUUUAUAUAUUUAUUCGAGUUAAAGAUACAAACAUUUUUCAACAGGCGAGGAGCGAUCCUUUCCAGCAAGCCAGGUAUGAUUGAAAUGACAAUGCCAGACGACGACCAGCACACGCUGAAGCUGUUUAAAGUGAAGAGUUCUGAUAUCGGAGAGAUGAUGUUUUUGGCCUCCAACAAGCAUGGCAGCGACACCUGUACCUUCAACGUGGAACUAGCAGGUAAGCAGUGGGUAAAUUCACCCGUCCAGUUUUCUGUCAAAAGCUUCAUUUUUUCUGUCCUGAGUUUUUACGACUGUGUCCACAGCUCCACCCACCUUUGAAACAAUCAUGGAGGACUUGGAUGUCAGCUCUGGAGAGACACCUCGCUUUGCUGUGGUUGUGGAGGGCAAACCCGUCCCUGACAUCCUCUGGUUUAAGGUGUUUUUCUGUUACAGUAACUUAACUCUGAGUAAUUUUUCUAGUGAUUUUAGGAGAUAAUAAAAAUGCUGUCAUGGUAUUUGUUGUAAUUAAACCAUAUCUGCUUUCAGAAUGACAUCCUGCUGUCAGAAAGCAGUCAUUACACAUUUGUGUACGAUGACAACGAAUGCUCCCUGGUGGUCCUGAACGCUCGUCCAGAAGACUCCGGGGUGUACACCUGCACCGCAAGAAACUUAGCAGGAUCUGUGUCCUGUAAAGCUGAACUCACCAUCCACCAAGGUAAAAAGUCCGUCUCUAUAAUGCACGAAAAAUCCUUCAAAGGGAGGCAAAAUUUUAUCCCAAUCAAGCAUGCAGUGGAUGAGAUGUAGAUUUUAAUUUGACAAUCCGAAUCGACUCCUUCAGCUAAAGCUAAAGAGGAUCCAGUAGAUGAUGAACAGACGAUUUUAAGGAAAAUGCGCAGACUGACUGACUACUACGACAUUCACAAAGAAAUUGGAAGGUAAGCCGAUUAUCAGAGCAUGUUCGAACCUGAUAAUCAAUGGAUAAAUCAAGAUAUCCUCAUAGUAGACACUUUGAUCUAAUGACUUAACUGAAUUAAGAUUUAAGAGUUUCAAUUACCUGCAUUAAAAUGAUGGUUAAAAUCUUAAUUUCUUGUCUGAUUCUUCUCUUCAGAGGUGCAUUUUCCUAUGUGAAACGUGUAACCCAGAAGGUAGGCAAAAUGGAGUAUGCUGCAAAGUUUAUCUCCACCCGGGCCAAGAAGAAGGCGUCUGCGCUGAGAGAAAUGAAUCUGCUUUCCAAGCUGGACCACGAGAGAGUCCUUUAUUUUCACGACGCCUUUGAGAAAAAGAAUGCAGCCAUCAUCAUCACUGAGCUGUAUCCUUAUUAUGCAGCUUAAACACAGAGCUGCCUUAUGGAGGCCGGGAAAGACAGCGGAGGGUUAUCAUAUGCAAAAUAAAGUAUAAUAUGUCUGCCUUUUGUUCUGUGCAUACAAGCAAAAAGCAGUUAUUGUGCAGUGAGUCUAAUUUCCCAGAGUGUACAACCUUAAUUAAUCUGUAAAGAUGCCAUGAGGAGCUUCUUGACAGAUUUACGAGGAAAUCUACGGUUAUGGAGUCAGAUGUAAGUCCAGCUGAUCUUUUACUUAAAGCUGGGGUAGGCAACUUUGGAGGGACCAGCACGAGUCAGCUGGAGUGCAAAAGUAACCUCUCUUUUAAAUUUUUAUUUUUAUUUAUUGAUAUUAAUAUUUAUUUAUUUAUUUAUUUUUUUGUUAUUUGUUUUUUUAAAAAAAAGAAUUAAAACAUGCCACACAUAUCUGUGUAUAAAAAAAGUAACCUCUUUUUUAAUUUUUAAUUUUAAUUUUUAUUAAUUUAAUUUAAUUUAUUUUGUAUUUAUUUUCAAUAAAAAAAAAACAUGCCACUCAUAUCUAUGUGUAUAAAAAAAAGUAACCUCUUUAAACAACAUUCAGUCCUUUCCUCUUAAGACAGUCCCCUGAAACCCGAACACUACAGUCACUGCCAAAAAAUUCAGCGAAUAUUUUAUAAAAAUGUCCCUGAAAUAAAGUCCCUACCCCGGCUUUUGUCAUUUCCAAAUUGAUGAUCCAUUCUCAUGGUUAAUUCAUUUGAGAACUAACAGCCGUACUGAUCUGUUUGUGUUUGGGACUAACAGGUGCGCUCAUCUAUAAGACAGCUGCUGGAGGGACUGGACUAUCUUCAUCGUCUGAACAUCCUCCACCUGGACAUUAAGGUAGUUAACACUGAUCAUUACCCGACCUUUUCAUACUCUGAGUAUUUUCUUAAUUUUCUUAUUCCCUCCUCAGCCUGAUAAUAUCCUCAUGUCGGACGCCCACGGUGAUCAGAUCAGAAUCUGUGACUUUGGCAACGCAGUGGAAAUAACGCCUGAUGAGGCUCAGUACUGUAAAUACGGCACUCCGGAGUUUGUUGCUCCAGAAAUCGUCAAUCAGACGCCAGUGUCAAAAGCAACAGACAUCUGGUAAAGUAUCCCUUGAGUUUAAAAAUGGAUAAAAACUAUUAUCAUUUGUUUGAUUUGUUUUCUAAUUCCUCUCUUUAUUUGUCCAGGUCAGUUGGAGUUAUUGCAUAUCUGUGGUGAGCACAACUUUCAUCUAGUUAAAUCAAUUUUCAGUCUUGUUUCAUAUAUUCCAGGAUGCUGAAUGUCUAUUUGUGUGACUAAGUAUUUGUGUCUCCAUCCAGUCUGACAGGAGUUUCUCCAUUUGCUGGAGAGAACGACCGCAGCUCCGUCCUGAACAUCAGGAACUAUAACGUGGCCUUUGAGGAGAACAUGUUCGCUGAUCUUUGCAGAGAGGCGAAAGGGUUCAUCAUAAAGUUGCUCGUAGCAGACAGGCUGUGAGUAAACAAACUGGAUCUCUUUUUUUGUUAUCACAAUCAAGUCUGUGUUUUUCAGUAAAUUGAUUGAACAUAAACGCAUCUGAAGCUGAUUAAAUCUCCUGGGAGUCGUGAAACAGACUGAAAGAAUCACAGCUGUCUCUUUUUAAGCUUUUAAACAAGCUCAUUUCAGGGAUUUAGUUUUCUUCAUAGCUGUUUAACAGAUGGACAUGUUGCUCUUUAUCUAGAGAUUCCUCAAUCUCUGUCUGUCAGAUGCUUCACUUAAGAGAGCGACGAGCCUGUUUUAGCCAAAUAAUGGGAAAAAAAUUGACAAACUUGAACGGCUAAAAUAUUCUGUAAUCUUUCUUUAGGAGACCUGAUACUCAGGAAUGUCUCAGACACCCCUGGUUUAAGGUAACACUAAAUUUCUGGCUGUGGUUUCUACUUUAAAAUACUAAUCAAAGUACCAUCCUUAAUUUCAUGUUAACUUUUGUUGUUCAGACAUUACAUAAAGGGAAGGCCAUAAGCACAGACGCAUUGAAGAAGUUUGUGUCUCGCAGAAAGUGGCAGGUGAGGAUACUUUUAUCGUCUUGCUUUAAGCGCCACCUUAAAUCUAGAUUUGGUGAUGUUUCUGUUUUUAACAAAUCCUUCAUAUGUUCUCGAUUACAGCGUUCACUGAUCAGCUACAAAUCCAAAAUGGUCAUGAGGUCGAUACCCGAGUUGCUGAAUGAUUCCUCGAGUCACAUCUCCAUUGCGGUUCCCAGGCACCUUAAGGAAGGGUCACCUUUACCGUCAUCAUCCUCAGAUUCUGACGAAGACCUCGACGAACUGCCUUUUAUUCCGAUGCCGCUCAACAUGGAGUUCUCAGGAUCCAGGAUGUCGCUGAAUGACAUCCAGACUAACGAGCAGGAAACGGGAAAACAAGAUGGCAGCAAAAGGUCUGGGUCUGCUCAAGACCAGGAGGCUAUGGAGUGUGAGCCCAAACAAGCGGAUAAAGACGGGGUUGACGUAACUGGUAAAGGGCGCCAUCGGAAAAGGUCGUCACCUGACAACGAUAAGGGCUCCUCAGAUGAGGAGGCGCCUGCUGAGUUGCCGCAGAAGUCAGAGCUGAGGAAACCUCUGCGAAGGGGUUCGAGCAUGGAGUCGGACAAACCCGAGGGUGGACGGCGAAGAGGGGAGCUGAGACGAGGAGGGUCAGCUGACAGUGCGCUACUGCUCCGGAUAACACCUGAAGAGGGCGCUGCGGAAGGAAACCAAGAGGAAGGUAGGAGAGUUUUGAAGAAAGCCGUCUCGAUGGAACUACCGAGGAGGAGCACCAGUCCAGGAACCGUAAAGAUGAGCCAAGAAGACUAUGCUCUGAAACUGGAGCUGAUGAGACAGCGUCUGCUUCGCGGUGGAUCUGUGGACAACAAGAUGAGUGGACUGAGAGGACCUCUGUUGGAAACAUUAGGAAUGGGUGAUGAAAAACGGGCCGUACCCUCAGAUCGAUACCCUCGUACUGCUCGUUUGGGUCCCGCUCCACUAACGAGAGCUGCUUCCAGCGAUUCUGCUCGAGAUGAUAUUUCCAAACCCAAGAUUUUGCGCAAAACUGCGUCUUUCAGUCAAGGAGAUUCAGAGCCUAUAGCGCUGCAUCGUCGCUCAGGGGCUCCUUUGGAGAUUCCUUUGGCACAGGUAGAAGAAAGACGGCUGAAGGAGGCGAUAUCGAUGUCAUCACUCACCGACCAAACCAAGUUUGAUUCCCGGCCUGUGACACCCAGGGAUCCUUCACCCAAACCACCAACACCAGAAUCUGUUCUGCAAGAGAGUCCAACCAAAACCGAAAGUGAGGAAUCGUUCAUGGAAAAAGAGAUGAGGCCUGAUGAUAGCAUGAACGAAAGGAUGGACGGGCUGACGACAGAUAGCAAUUUUGACGAAAGAUCGAGCACGAGUGGCUUCUCAGAGAAGGACAUGAGCAUAUCAGAAGAACCGAUGAUCGAAUCAGAGUAUACGAGCCAGAGGAUGCCCACGCCUCCUCUUGCGGUGGAAAGCUCUAAACUUGAAGACAAAAUGGAGGAAGAAAAAAUGGAGGAAGGAGAGAAAGGAGAAGAGCAAGAAGAAAAAGAUGAGAUUAUGCAAGAAGAAGAAAGACCUGUUACCACUGCUAAGGAAAAUGUAGAAGUUGAUGAAGAGAAGGUAGAAGAAGAAGUAAACAUGCCUCCACAAUCUGAUGUGAUCAUGAGUACGGCGAGACCAACCCAAGAGCCUCUUUUUCCCUCGACAACCGUCGUGUCCACCUUUGUUCCACCCUCGCUUCCGGCUCGCGUCGUUCUCCCAGACGGAAGGACUUCAGCCUACGCCAGCAUCAUGCAGACCAUCAUGGUUCCUUCACUUCAGCCCCUGAAUGAACAAACCAUUGGCCCGUCUUCGCCUGUAGUCCUACCAAACACUUCGCCAUCACCAGGGUCAGUUCUACACCCACCUGCACCUACUCCGCUCAAGCCAGUCGUCAUCUCAACGACCGAGCACCCCGCUGUGUUCGCACGAGUGGCCUCCCCGGAAAUGAUCACAAAGGAACCCAGCCCACCGAAGACGAUCACACAUUCCUCAUCACAACAGGAGCUCUCAGCGGGAAUGGACUUAGAGGACAUUACCUCCGAGGAGGUCUUUGAGGCCCGCUUCAAAAAACGGGAGUCCUCCCUCUCUAGAAGCCUCAAGUUUCUGUCACGGUCCAAGAAUGAGGAGAAAUUACAAGGAACUUCAUCAGACUCCACAGAAUCAGGGGAGGAGAUUUACAGACCCAGGCCAGUUGGUGCACCGUUGGAAUUAGCACCAAGGAGACUUGAGGAGAAGUCAAAGUCAGUCCAGGACCUUCGUGAGGCUCAAAAGGACCAAGGCUUUAUGCGAAGACUAUCUUUGCGGUUGAAGAGAACGCCAUCUACUGAGCGCAAGGAGGAAGCGACCAAAGAGGAUGACUCGGCCUCAAGGCGUAGACUCUCCUGGACUCUUGGCCGGAAAGGGUCACAAGAAAGAAGGGAGGUAGAGAUGAUGCGCAUGGACGGUGGAGGUGAUUCACUGGAAGACCAAGAUGAGAAGGAUCUUAAGAAACCUAAUCAAUCACCAGUUCUGGCGAUGCGAAAGAAGAUCGAAUCAACCGUGGCGGGUAUCUCCACGAGGAUCCGCAGCUACUCAGAGGAAAGGAAAGCAUCAGAAGACAAGGAGUCCAAGAGGACGCCUAUCCUUUCCAUGCUUCGCCGCGCCACUUCAGAGAGCCGAGCUCCAAAGGUCGUCGGUGUUCCUCAAAACCAGCUGGCAGCUCAGACCAGUAAUGGUGCCUCAACAGAGUCUCUGGACUCAAUGAAGUCAGACACAUUAAAAUGUAUAAAGAAACAAAAAAUGUGAAUUCAUUCAAGGUUAGAGUUUGUUGAUUUAGUCGAUGACAGAGUUGGUCUUUCUUCUGUUAAAAGCUGCGGAGGCUGAGCGCAGAUCUCGCUGGGAUCGAUGGGGCCUGACCAGAGGGAGACGAGACAAGACGGUAUCACAGCCGGACAUACCAACAGCAAUCUCCAGAGAAAAUAGUUCCCUACGCUCGCGCCAGUACUCCAAACUUGCUUCUGGUAAGUGACCGAGUGACCCUAGUGUCCGUGUGGAGUAUUUGACAUGAAGCACAUUUAUUCAGUGUCAGCGGUGUCAUUGUGUGGACAGUUUAAUCCUUGAUCGUCACUACCGUACUGAGAAAUUGUUUUAGUGUUCCUGUUCCUCACUUAGCGUCACAGUGAACAUGAGCAGUGGUGUGACAGCAUAAUAAUAUCAAGUAAAGUUUGUGAAAAAUUUACACGUUUUUUUGUGAUCAACUUUUUAUUUAAUUUAACUUAAAAGAGUAGAAAGGUACAAGUCAGUGUUACAGCAAUGAAUAAUAAGAUAUAUAUUUGCAUAUACCCAGACCUAUAAAUGUAUGUAGAUACAUAUAAAAAUAAGUAAAUAAAUAAAUGAAACAAGUAUAUAUAUAUAUAUAGAAAUAAGUAAAAUAAGAGUAAAGACAAAUAUACAAGAGGUGAAAUAAUAAUAAAUUACACAUGCAUGUAACAAGAUCAAAGAAAAAUAAAUAAUUAAAAAUUAAGUUGACAUAAAAGUCCAAUUACAGCCAAAAAUAGCAGGUACAGUGUCUGUGUAGAACAUAAAGACCUAGAUGUUUGCUGCUAGAAGUUGAUCUAUCAGCUCAUUGAUAAUUAUUGGCAUCACAUUGUAGAGCAGUUCCAACUAUCAAUAUAUAGUAUUGAUUCAUUCUAAAUUUUCUAAUGUUUGGUGCAGAUUUCCCUCCUGUUUUCCACAUCAAACUGAGAGAUCAUGUCCUGCUGGAAGGAGAUCCGGUCACACUCAGCUGUCUGCCAGCAGGCAGCCCCCACCCACAGAUCAGCUGGAUGAAAGGUAAGGGUCUCAGCAUGUCUCACAGAUGGAUGCUCAGAAUUUAAGUGACUUUAAAAACUUAUUUUUGUAUGUUUUAUUUUGUUUCCUCAGAUAAGAAGCCCUUGCAGAUCGAUGCCAGGAUGAACAUGAUCGCCUGCCCUGAUGGCAGACAGCUGCUGAUGAUCAUGCAGACCACCAAGAAGGACGCAGGGGUCUAUGAAUGUGUUGCUGCAAACCCCCUGGCUUCUGUGUCCAGCUCUUGCACAAUCUCUCUUGCUCGUGAGACUUUGAAUAUUUGAAUCUUAGUUGAAUGUCAUACUUAAAACAAAGAAAUACAAUAAUAGAUACUGUAAAAGUGUAAUGGUGGUAAUACAGAUACAUUUGCGCCUGCAGGUCUGCCCAAUCGUCCCGGGACCCCUGAAAUACCUCAGAAGUACAACAACACAGCCCUGGUACUGUGGAGGCCCUCGGACACCAUGGCUCCUUGCACGUACUCCCUGGAAAGGAAAACAGAGGGUCAGUUCUGUCAACUCUGGUUCAGAGAUUAGUCUGUAUUCGCCUCGACAAGAGAGGGAAGUCAAGUGCAAAACCGCCCACUGUACCCUGAGGCCUGCAGCAGCGAUUGUGGUUGACCUCUCUCACCCCUGACACAGACUCUCUGGUCUGAGAGCCCCCCCCCCCAAAGGCAAGAGGCUGCGGUCCAUCAGGGUCAAAACCUCUUGCCACAAAACCAGUUUCUUCUUCUUCUCUGCUGCAGGCCUCAUCAAUGACGCUCAAGCCUACAAACAUGUGCUCACUGUCGUAUGGUUCUGUAUCAUUUUUAACAGGUUCCAUAUGUUGGUAUUCUAGCUGUUGACAUGUCCUAGGUUUAUUUUAAGUGAGCUUUUCAUCCAGCUGCAAAGAUUCAGCCUCUGUGUCUGUGGGGGCUAACCUCUUUAUCCACGCGCAGGGAUGCUCUAAUAAUGAGGCAGUGCUCUGAAUGGCUGCCUGAUCUAGACUGAGGGUUUCAGAUCAGUCGAGAUGUGGUUUAACAACAAAUAGCUAAAUAGUUAGAUAGGUUUUUACUCAUGUUUUACCCUUAGAUCAUCACGCAACACUGAUCUUAUUUUGUAUUUUUGUGCCCCAGGUGAAACCAGCUGGCUGAUUGUGGCUACAGGAGUGGCAGACUGUUAUUACAAUGUGGUUGACUUACCAGCAGGGGGCUCCUUCAGGUUCAGGGUGGCCUGUGUGAAUAAAGCUGGCCAAGGCCCCUACAGCAACCUGUCAGAGGUGGUCAGCAUGGAUGCUUCAGGUCAGUGUGAAAUUUGUAUUUUGAUGCGUUCAUGUCUUCAGAAAAGAGGAAGUGUUGUUUUUAGCUCAUCGCCCAGUUUUCAGACAAGGUGUACUCCUUAUCUAAGAAUCUUUUGCUCCUCUUCUUCAGUUCAUUCAUCAGAACCAGCUAAAUCCAGUUCUGCUGUGGUGGUCAAGACUGUCCCGACAACGUCCCCUCCUCCACCUGUGGUGAUGAUGUCGUCAAUGAAAGUGCCUCCCAUUAAACCAGCUCCUCCUAAAUCCACCACAGCCACAACGACCGCUCCCUCUGUGUCAGCUCCAGCUCCAGCUCCAGCUCCCUCUAAACCCACUACAGCAGCACCACCCGCUCCCUCAGUGCCCACUCCAGCUCCAACUCCAGCUCCAGCUCCUGCUCCAACUCCAACUCCAACUCCAGCUCCACCUGUGGUUAAAUCUCCUCCCCCAGUACAGGUAGAUGCAAGCCGACCUGUAGUUGCGCCGCCCGUUAGUGCACCAUCUCCUGCACCGACCACCGCAGUUCCACCCGCCAAAGCCAAGACCACUCUGAGCAUCAGUGUCAGCAAACCUCAAACCAAACUGUCCGCCCCUCCUGUUGUCCCGCCCAAACCCCGCAGUCCUGUGACCUCAAACCCCUCCAUCAUCAACAAGCCCCCAUCCCCUGCACCCGUCAUCGGGAAGCCUAUUUCAUCCAUCCCCAUGUACGUACCAGCCGCGACCUCUCGUGUCACUCCGCCUUCUCAACCUGCUCCCACUCCAACGACGCCCACCGCCCCUUCAGUCCCUCCUGUGGUCAUCUCGCCGCCCGUGGUGGUGGUGCAGAGCUUGACGCCCUUGGUGCUGCAGGGUGGAGACAACAGGGGCACCCCGUCAGGGAGGCUCACACCAUCAGGACGGCUCACACCAACAGGACGGGUCACACCUUCAGGACGCAGGACGCCACUGGGCAAGCCAGGAGAGGGAUCUCUGCGCCAGGGGGUUCCACAGAAACCUUACACCUUCAUGGAUGAGAAAGCAAGGUAGUGAAAAUAUGAAGCAUGUUUAACAAAAAUACAGCUCCCUCUCUGCUUUUCGCCGCCUCACUUCAUUACUCAUUCCUUAUCACACAGGGGUCGGUUUGGCGUGAUCCGAGAAUGCCGUGAAAACGCCACAGGAAACCUCUUCAUGGCUAAGAUCGUUCCGUACGAGGCAGACAGCAAACAGGAGGUGCUGCAGGAGUACGACAUCCUCAAGUCCCUCCAUCAUGACAGGAUCAUGGCCCUGCAUGAGGCUUAUGUCACACCCCGCUACCUGGUGCUUAUCUCCGAGUACUGCAGCGGGAAGGAGCUGCUCUUCAGCCUCAUAGACAGGUGAAGACAAACACCUGCUCCUGAUCGAUGUUUGUCCUUCACAUGUGGAAUAGUUUCUCUGUCCUGUUUGUGCUAAAUGAGAAGAUUUUCUGUCGAAAUGCAUCAACGAGCCGCUGCUCCAAGCUGUUGUUUGUUUUGCUUCAGGUUCCGUUACUCAGAGGAUGACGUGGUGACCUAUGUCGUGCAGAUCCUCCAGGGUCUGGAUUAUCUCCACACACGGCGAAUCCUCCACCUGGACAUCAAGCCAGAGAACAUCAUCGUCACCUACAUGAACGUUAUCAAGAUCAUCGACUUUGGCAGCGCUCAGACAUUCAACCCUCUCUUCCUCAAGCAGUUCAGCCCUCCUAUCGGAACACUGGAGUAUAUGUGUAAGUCCAACGCUGCAGGGAAAGUGAUAAAAGCAGCAUUUAGCCGUAUUUUAGAGCAACAAUUGAUCACAAGGCUGUGCACAGAGAACUAUCCACUCUGUAAUCUCACCAAAUCCAGCCCAACGUAGAUCGCAAAGAGAUGCAGUCAGCAACAAACAAGCAAGUAUUUACAUCAUGUCUAUAUAUCGAUGCUCCUAUUUAUUAUAAUCAAAGUAAGUUGAAUGAAUGUGUUUAUUCAGGAGGUCUCAUUAGACCAGGAUCAUGAUGACGAUUACCGACACAAAUGAUCAUACUUUAUUAUAAACAAAUGGACCAACUAUAACUAUUACUUUAACUGAUUUUUAGUCAGACAGUUCCUGGUUGUUGAUCGUGUUUGUCGUCUUGCUUGCAGAUAUUUUUUUUGCAUGUUUAUAUCCUGUUAAGUGAUAAUUUAUUAUUUUUAACCAGCAGAGUCCACAGGUGGAUUCUGGGUACUGAUGGGCAGUAGUGACAUUGACAGAGCAGAAAGAGAGAGGGAGAGGAAAUUUUGCAGCUUAUAUAGACAACCAGAUUUGUAGAGAGGCUCGAGGUCUCUGCUAGGACUAGCUCGCAGACUCGGAUCCAUUUAAGCUGCAGGGGCACAUCCAGAGGGAUGGCCAGAGGUGGCAUCACCCCCCCUGAAUGACCACCCCUGGUAGUAGGGCUGGGCGAUAAACCGAAAAUUUAUAUUGAUUUUAGGCCAUAUCGCCCAGCCCUUCAUGGUAUCAUGAAUAAUAACUAGCUAUCUGCAGGAUUUACCGUAAUAUCUGGAAUAGAAAUCAAGGAUAAACUAUAAAUACAUAAGGGGUACAGAGGGUGUGAUAAAAAGGCGAAGAUACUGUAGGUUUUGCAGGAUUGAGGUCUUAUAUGUAUUUUGUUUUUUUCAACUAAGUCUAGGGAUGAAAGCUCUGGUCUUUCACUCAUUUAUUCAUAAUAUGAGAACAAAAAUUCAGUGGUUUUACAAGUACGUAUCAGUCCAUUUGUGAAUCAGAGUAAUAAAAAUACAACUUAUGAGCCUGCAAAUUAGAAUAAUGUUUCUUUUCGGUACUGAAUUAUUUGGAAAAUGACCAAAAAAAAAAGUCAAAACUUGAAGAAAUAGAAAUAUAAAAGAGUUGAAGCUAAAUAUUUUACUCUUGUCGGUCUAUUGUGUGAUGGAGCUCUUCAGUGAUUCCCGUUUUUGUGGACAGUUUAUAUAACGGUUUUGUCAGUGGGCGUGCUCUAGCUGUGAAACCAGGAGAAUUCUGAACUUACUAAAACUCUGUAUUCACACAUUUCUCAAAUCUUAACUCCAAAUCAACUCAGUCCAUGCAGAGAAUCACACGCAUGAAGUUAUGAACUCUGGUUGGAGCGGUUUAAAGGCUUUUUGUCGGUGUAAUUGAACUUCUGUGUGGUGUGACGAAGCCUGUGAAUUCCCCCUCUCUUCGUCUUGCAGCUCCAGAGAUGUUGAAAGGGGAUGUUGUGGGCCCUCCAGCUGACAUCUGGAGCGUGGGUGUACUGACUUUCAUCAUGUGAGUACAGUGUUCGCAGCUUCCACCCGGCGGGUCCUCUUUAAAAAGAAAUAUUCUCUGUGUGUGAAAUGAAGCUUGUGGUUUAAUAUUUGUCCACUGCACGGUCUUAGAGGCGUUAAUGACAGAGACAUCUUGAUGUUCUUUUAAUAUGUGUUUAAGUCACAACCAACAGUUUGAGCCAUUGGGAUUUCAUAGCGCGUUCUUCAAAUGAUCUGGACUGUAUGACUUUUACGUCUGGACUUGCACUUAUUUUCCAGGUUGAGCGGCAGGUCGCCUUUCACCGAAGUUGAUCCUCAGGAGACUGAAGCCAGGAUCCAGGCGGCGAAGUUUGACCUCUCUAAACUCUACCAGAAUGUGUCCCAAAGUGCCUCUCUGUUUCUUAAAAAGAUCCUCUGUAGCUACCCUUGGUAAGUUCAGCAUCAGACCUGUUUUAAAACCCCAGUUCAUCGAUAUGUAUCAAUAAAAACUGAGUUUGAUGGAGGAAAAUAGUACAAAACAUGCUCUUCCUCUGAUAUGACAUUGUCUGGAUGGUGGUAUUACGAUGCCCCAAAACCUGUCUGUAUUAAUCAGCAUUACAGAAACGGUGCGUUCCUCGAUGUGGAAGCUACCCAUACCAGGGGCACUUGUACCCCCUUAUACCAUCAGGGAUUUGGGCUUUUGAGCUCUGCACUGAUAAUCAGCUUGGUGGUCUCUUUUCUCUUCUGAGCUGGGGAUGUUGCAUUCAUAAUUUGCAUGUGUAUAUUUUGUGACCAUGCAGUGAGUUCCUCUACAAAGUCGUGUCUGUUUUUAUUGCGCUGCCACCUCAGGGCUUUGAAGGAUAUUCCGGCGUAAAAUUUAGUUAUGGUCAAACACAACGUAACAGUGAGUUAGACACCACCCGAGGGAUGAAUGUUGCUGAGUGCUUGCUUCUCUAGUUAUACCAACUUUAAUUACGACCACAGAUAGCAAUACACAGUGGUCUGAGGAGCCAUAAACUGACCUCAACCAAAAUGCCACUCUAUAGCCACAAAUAAUGCUCAGGGGCCUCAUUUAUAAAGCUUGCUUACGCACAAUACCUGGCUAGAAAUUGCGUACGCCACUUCUUACGCAAGAGUUGGGAUUUAUAAAAGAAAAACUAGUGUAGGAAUGUGCGCAACUUUAAGCAAACUCCACACCUUGCUUACGCACUUUUUGGAGACAAUCGGAGCAAGGUGAGAAUAGUCCGGGUGAUGCGUUCAGCACAACGGAUGACUCGAUGCAGCCUUUCUGUCCUGAGAGCUGCAGCUGCCGUACCAGACAGUGAUGCUCGCAGAAAGCACAGACCCCACUGUGGCGGUGUAGAUAGUUUGCCAAUUUGAAUUUACAAAUGUGCAAAAAAACAAAUUCCAUUUACAUGCAUUUGUUUUAAGAUUAAUAUGACUAAAUCUUUUUGGUUUACGAACUUUCACCACAUAAGCAGCGGUGGAUAACGGAGCAUUUUUUUUUUUUUUGAACACAUGCACGAGUGUCACACGUGCAUGUUUUUUUUUAUUCUCACCUGUCGCCGCCACGCUCUCAUGGUGCAAAGCCACUUUUUUCUUUGCCUCCACCUUUAGAUCAGACCACUUCUUCUUGAUUUCGGCACAGUUUUGUUUUCGUCUACGUCAGGGGUGUCAAAGUCAAAUGGACGGAGGGCCAAAUAAAAAAUUUAGCUACAAGCCGAGGGCCGGACUGAUAGAAUGUUCAUUGAAAAUUUUUUAAAUGACGCAUAUAGUCUAGUGAACCUAACUGAACCUACUGAAAACCUAACAAAUAUAUUCCAAUAUGAUCAGAUAAAUAAAGCAAUAUUUUCUUAUGGCUCUGUCAGUAAUCUUUAAUUUUCAACAGACACAAAAGACAAAUUUCCUUUAUAUAAAAAUCCCCAUAACAUGAACAUUAAAUGAAAGAAACCGGUAUUAUUCAAGGCACCAUCAGUAGCCUAUAUUUUCUAUUUUAGCAAAAGUGGGCUAAAUUUACUUCAAAGAAAAAAAUAAUAAUAGCAAUUUUCUAUCAUCCACUCAACUGAAAUAUUUUUAAAAUAUAAUUGGAUUGAAAUACAAUAAAAACGUGUUUCGUUUCAUAAUGUCGUCCCAGCAGUGGCGGUUCUAGACCAAAUUACUCCCCGGGCGAGCACCCCUCCAAGUGCUCCAAGAUCCUGAGGUUCUCUGACGUGUUAAGGUUUACAAAACAGCUGCUAUCUCGGCCUCUGUAGUAGAUAGAAACAAAAUUCAAAAAGUAUUGGAGAGCUUAAACAUGUGGCUUUCAAGAAAGCUCUCUUUUAGUUUUGCGAACCUUCAUCACAUCUUUGAAAAAGAACAAACAAACUCAAAUGAAAUAAGGCGGCUGUAUAAAUAAAAGUAAAGGCUCUGCACUGGAGAAUGACAAAUAAUUUGCUUUCUGUUAAACAAGUGGCAGUCAUGAUAAAGUGUCCAUUCAAUAGAAAUGUAAAUAUAGAAAAUAAGGUGUUGAAAGGGUAAACAGCUGCCCCAGUAUAGUGCCAGUACAAAAGCAGAACUAAAAACUAAAAAAUGAAUAAAUAAAUACGUGGCUGACAGUGUGUUCAUCUCUGUUCUCACCCAAAGUCAUGCAACACUCAGAGAAAACGCUGAUAGUGUGAGCCAAAGCACUCCAUAUGAAGAGGUUGUUCACACUGCUGGAUGUUUCUCCUCUGAAGCUGCUCUCUGUCUCGGUCAUUGUUUACUUUACUCAUUAAGCUCAUCAAGCACGUAGCAAGAUCCGAGCAUGAACCCGAGCGCUUUAUUCGCCUAUCAAAGGCAGACGGGUACGGUGAUUUCACUCACCGCGACUCCAGAAAUGAUUAAAAAACUACAAAAUGACGUAUCCGCUCUCCCGCUGAUAUGCUGACAUGCGUACACAGAGCAGAGCUGUCCCCCCGCGACUCUCUCCCCGCCUCGUCUCCUACAGUCUGUCAGCCUCUGUGCAGCACCUUCGGAGCAAGCAGGGGCGCCUACAGCAACGGGGGGGCGCCAAUUUGACAACAAGAGUUAAUACAAAACCGCUUUGCGGUUAAGAUUUUUUAUUAUUAUCUUUUAUUUUAUUUUUUUGGAAGUGCUCGUGCCGCCCCCCAUGAGUCAUGACACAAAUGCCGCCCCGGGCGGCUGCCCUGUUCGCCCGUGCCUAGAACCGCUACUGCGUCCCAGAUUAUACUCUUUCAGUACCGCCACACUUUCUCCACACAGAAGACACACAGGUUUUCCAGCUACCUCCGUGAACAUAUACUCCGACUCCCACCUUGUUUGAAACCCCCGGUUCUCAGUGUCCACCUUCCGUUUUGCCAUUUUUGAUGGGUAUCUGAAAGUUAAUUUUACUGUUAUGCUGACGACUGCUGUGCUAAUAAAUAUUGAAAUGAAGCAGCCUACUGCUCGGUGCGUCACCGUUGCAUUGUGGGAAAUGUAGUAUUGGUGCGUCUAAAAGAUCUGCGGGCUGCCGGCUUGCUGCGGUCUGCGGGCCGGUUCUAAUAAUAAAUCAAGAUCAUCCCAGGGGCCGUAAAAAACCUUCUCGCGGGCCGGAUGUGGCCCGCGGGCCUUGACUCUGACAUAUGUGGUCUACGUCAUCGUCAACGAAAACAAAACUCCACGUGUUUGCGCGCGCGCGUGCGUGUGUGUCUGUGUGUUGGAGGAGCACAGCAGGCUGAUGAGAGCUGACAGAAGCUGCUCUUAUAUGUUUAGCGUUUAACUGACUGAGUUUUGCAACUCUGUUCGUCAUUUUCACCCCGCUGUAGUCUGUAAUGGACUGGCCUGAGGUCCCGCUACAAACAAGCGACUGCUGGAAGAGAGUAGGUGAGUUGUGUUUAGUCUCUUAGAAAUAAGUCAAAGUUAAAAAGAUGUUUGGUGGCUAGUGCUGUGGUUGGGACUCUAUAUGUCCUGUUGAUGAAGUUAGGUGCUGUUCUGAGCGUUAUUUGUGGCUAUAGAGUGGCGUUUUGGUUGAGGUUUGUUUAUGGCUCCUCAGACCGCUGUGUAUUGCUAUCCUGCGGUCGUAACUAAAGUUGGUAUAACUGGAGAAGUAAGCGGUCUGCAACAUUCAUCUCUAGAGGGGGUGUCUAAACUCGGUGUUACGGUGUGUUUGACCCUAAAUUAAUUUUACGUCGGAAUAUCCCUUGAAGAUCCCAGCAGCAUCUAUUCAGUGCAGCAAUUUCAUCAUGUUCUCUGUCUUCUCUGAAUGAUAACAUUUACUGAAAAUGACGACUCUGCUUUUCUAGAAUUCCCUGUUUUAAUCCAGUCCAGGUCUGUAGAUAUCCUUGAGUCCUCACUGUCUUCUCUCGAACAGGGCCCGUCCCUCCAUUAAGGACUGCUAUAACAACUCCUGGCUUCAGGACGCCUACCUGAUGCGCCUUCGUAGGCAGACUCUCACCUUUACAACCACCCGUCUCAAGGAAUUCCUGGCCGACCAGCAGCGCAAGCGAGAGCUGGUGGCCACCAAGCACAAAGUUCUCCUGCGGUCCUACCAGAGCUCACCACAAACCCCCACCAGCCCCGCCACGCCGAAUGUGCCAACCACACCCAUCACUCCCACCACACCUGUCACGCAGUGA
This is a messenger RNA of Xyrichtys novacula (pearly razorfish), 40724 nucleotides long. The record is from the annotation of a GenBank genome assembly. NCBI's taxonomy places the organism in Eukaryota, Metazoa, Chordata, Actinopteri, Labriformes, Labridae.